UUAUUUUUUUAGUUGUAUUUGUGCUGUUGUUCAAAAUGGUUUUUAUUUCUCUUUUUCGAAAUAAUAUGAGAAACCCAAGAAAAAACUGUUAAGGGAAGAGAAGGGUACCGUACGGUACCACCAUUGACACUGACAGAGUCGUGCACAGCAGAGCUCGAAUUCGUAAAGGAAAAAUAAAGAACACAGAACUUAAACCCUUUGUCUCUUCUUCAACAUGGGUAUCAAAAUUGAGGGGAAAAUAGAGAAGGUGAAUGGGUUAGAACUCAGUUACGAUGACUUCGUAAAGAGAUACAUGGAGAAAAAUCAGCCUGUGGUGCUCACAGGUCUCACCGACCAAUGGAGAGCUUGCACAGAUUGGGUCACUUCCAAUGGCAAACCCAAUCUCCAAUUCUUCGCUACUCAUUUCCCCAAAUCAACAGUUCAGAGAAUUCACAGAUCAGAAGAGAGUGCAAAUGUCUGUUUCAAAGUUUGUUGACCAGUGGGUUCAAGGGUCAGUACAGGAGGAGGGUAGUAAUGCUUCAACUAAGGAUGUAAGAGACAAGCCCUUGCUGUAUUUGAAGGACUGGCAUCUUGUAAAGGAGUACCCAGAAUAUACAGCAUACACAACUCCCCUGUUCUUUUGUGAUGAUUGGCUGAACUUGUAUCUCGAUAACUACCGUAUGCAUAAGGAUUCUGAUGUUUACUCAGAUAGUAACGAAAUAUGCUGCUCUGACUAUCGUUUUGUUUACAUGGGAGAGAAAGGAUCUUGGACGCCUCUUCAUGCUGAUGUUUUUAGGUCGUAUAGUUGGUCAGCAAAUGUGUGUGGGAAGAAACGUUGGCUCUUCCUGUCUCCUUCUCAAAGUCAUCUUGUAUUCGACAGAAACAUGAAAAGCAGUGUGUAUAAUAUCUUUGAUGAAGUUAGUGAAACAAAAUUUCCUGGUUUUAAGAAGGCUAUUUGGCUGGAAUGUAUACAAGAACCAAAUGAAAUUAUAUUUGUGCCUAGUGGAUGGUAUCAUCAAGUUCAUAAUCUGGAAGAUACCAUUUCCAUAAACCACAACUGGUUCAAUGGCUAUAACCUUUGUUGGGUGUGGGAUCUACUUUUAAAGGACUACAAUGAGGCAAAGGAAUACAUAGAAGACAUCAAGGAUAUAUGUGAUGACUUUGAAGGUCUCUGCCAGCGUAAUCUUGCGGCCAACACAGGCAUGAACUUCUAUGAUUUCCUUAUUUUCUUGGCACGCGUAUGCUUUGCCAAUUUGGUCCAAAUUUGCCAUCUACGUGGAGAUGGUGAACGUUCGGUCUGUAAUAUGUCCCCUGUGGCUCAGCAGUUGACUUCUAACCUUGUAUCUAUACAAAAGAUUGCACUGAAGGUGAAUUCUUUAGAAGGGCUGACAAAAACUCAUAAGUCCCAUUUCAAUUCUACCGAAACUCUUAGUAACCCUGAAUUCAUUAAACUUUGUAUGGUUUUAGAAAAAACAUAUGGGGUGAUAUACAGUCAACAAACUAGUGAUUAUCAUUCAAAGAGGUCUCUGGUUGAUGAUAUAAGAGAUUUGGAUAUCAUUAAAGGCCACACUUUUGAGGUCUCUACUCCUGAAGAUCUUGCUAAACUUAUAGACCAUUUUAUUAGAAUUCUUUAAGGUCAUCUCAGCAAGGCAAUUACUCUGCUUUCUAAACUAGUUGAACUUAGCUGUUUCAUGAUUAAAUGUUUGACUUGAAGAUAUCAUGUGCAAAGUGUUUAAAUCCACAAGAAACAACAAAUAUGAGGCUUAUGUAUACAUGUUUGGAUAUAUUUAGUGUUUGUAAUUUGUUCUCCCAGCAAUUCUAAUCUAAUGUAUCAUUGCAGUUCACUGAA
Cannabis sativa is the source of this 1828-nucleotide messenger RNA. Its product is annotated as arginine-specific demethylase JMJ20. Lineage: Eukaryota; Viridiplantae; Streptophyta; Magnoliopsida; Rosales; Cannabaceae. Gene Ontology annotation, molecular function: sequence-specific DNA binding; histone H4R3 demethylase activity. The transcript is spliced from 9 exons. The coding region runs from base 369 to 1613 and encodes 414 amino acids. Gene Ontology annotation, cellular component: cytoplasm; nucleus. The record is from RefSeq and is a predicted model, not a curated record. Gene Ontology annotation, biological process: positive regulation of translational termination; protein hydroxylation; negative regulation of gene expression.